This is a messenger RNA of Myxocyprinus asiaticus (Chinese sucker), 2804 nucleotides long. Its product is annotated as WD repeat-containing protein 5. Gene Ontology annotation, molecular function: histone binding. The transcript is spliced from 14 exons. Gene Ontology annotation, cellular component: Set1C/COMPASS complex. The record is from RefSeq and is a predicted model, not a curated record. NCBI's taxonomy places the organism in Eukaryota, Metazoa, Chordata, Actinopteri, Cypriniformes, Catostomidae. The coding region runs from base 225 to 1229 and encodes 334 amino acids.
CGCCAGCAGUGAACUGGCUCAUCCACCAUCGCCUUCAGUACGAUUACUAACACACUGUACGAUCAAAACGGACUGUCACAUUGUUAAUAAACAAAUCCAUUUUCCUGCGCAACCGCGGGCUCUUCCUAGUAGCCGAAAGCAGUUCUUAUUCCCCCCCUCAGGAGCCGCCGUCAGGCUGACGUGGAACCUGCUUCCAUAAACCUAUUCUCUCCAACUUGGUCACCAUGGCAACUGAGGAGAAGAAACCAGACACAGAGGCUACUAAAACACAACCGGCAUCUGCUGCCUCUGCCAGCCAGAGUAAGUCAGCACCUGCGAAGCCAAACUACACUUUGAAAUUCACAUUGGCUGGACAUACAAAAGCAGUCUCUUCCGUCAAGUUUAGUCCAAGUGGGGAGUGGCUUGCCAGCUCAUCUGCUGAUAAGCUGAUCAAAAUCUGGGGAGCAUAUGAUGGGAAGUUUGAGAAGACGAUAUCUGGACACAAACUUGGCAUUUCGGAUGUGGCCUGGUCCUCGGACUCUAACCUUCUAGUCUCAGCUUCUGAUGACAAGACCCUAAAGAUCUGGGAUGUGAGCUCUGGCAAAUGUUUGAAAACUUUGAAGGGCCACAGCAACUAUGUCUUUUGCUGCAACUUCAACCCUCAGUCCAACCUGAUCGUUUCUGGAUCCUUUGACGAGAGCGUGAGGAUUUGGGAUGUUAAAACGGGGAAGUGCCUGAAGACCCUGCCCGCUCACUCUGACCCUGUCUCUGCAGUUCAUUUCAAUAGAGAUGGCUCAUUGAUUGUGUCCAGCAGUUAUGACGGACUUUGUCGUAUCUGGGACACAGCAUCAGGCCAGUGCCUUAAAACACUCAUCGAUGAUGACAACCCACCUGUGUCCUUUGUGAAGUUCUCUCCCAAUGGCAAAUACAUUUUGGCUGCCACACUGGAUAACACUUUGAAACUUUGGGACUACAGCAAAGGAAAGUGCUUGAAAACAUACACCGGUCAUAAAAACGAGAAAUACUGCAUAUUUGCAAAUUUCUCUGUCACUGGUGGAAAGUGGAUUGUCUCUGGCUCAGAGGACAACAUGGUCUAUAUCUGGAACCUUCAGACCAAGGAGAUCGUACAGAAACUACAGGGACACACAGAUGUGGUGAUCUCGACCGCCUGCCACCCCACAGAAAACAUCAUCGCAUCAGCAGCACUAGAAAAUGACAAAACGAUCAAACUUUGGAAGAGCGACUGCUAAGCCUUAGGCUUAUUUUACUUUAUUAAGAUUUUUAUUUUAUUUUGUACUGUUCAUUUUUUUUUGGGGGGGGAGAGAGAAAAGAGACUUGUUUUUCAUUUUGAAAGAUUGCGCUGGGGCCAAUCAUACUGACAUCAAGGCUUGGCAAGAGGGCUGGUGGAGCACUCAACCCUAAAAUGCCCACUCCUAACCCAGCACCCCUUUUUCUCAGCUCACGUGCACUAAAAUGAUCACUCUUUAUCUGCCUUACUGCAAGCUCUCAUUCAUCUUCAGUUUAAGCCAGCAUUUCCACAGCUCACGUCCAACAAACUUAUAAACAGUUGACUUGACCUGUAAAUCCAGGCAUCUUUGUUUCUCCACUGAUCUAGUAGAACAAAGAGAGCUUUCCUGUCUGUUUUUGUUUGGUUUGUUGCUUUGUAAGUUGUAGAAUGACACUUUUCUGUCCAAUGGUGAAUUGCUCCCUUCUUGAAGUCAGCAAAAAAGACUUGGGCACAUCUUAAGUGGCCAUUUUAACAGAAAUGUCCUGAGCAUUACAAUUUUCUCUCUGUAUUUGUGGCAUCCUCAAGCGAAGAUAUAUUUACAUGAGGGUUUUACAGCUCCAGUCCUUCAUUUGCCCAAAGGAAGGUUCGCCUGGAUUGGGUGUCCCAAAUACCAACAGUAUUGUUACUUGGCAAUGUCAGAUCAAACCUUCACAUAUGAAAUGCAUUUUCUGGCUAAGGGAAGUUUUGAAUGGUGCCGCUUCACUAUUUCACAUAUUUCUGUACAGUACAAAACAUGCAAUGUAAGCAGAAAUUAAAAUGAUUCAUUGUAUUGUAGUUGCAAAGCUAGUUGUCAGACAUUGUUUUUGGUUUUCAGUGUCUCAAUGUCAUCUUGGCAGUGCUAACAAUAACACUUCUUUUUUCCUUUGUCAAAGAGGCUUAAUGAAGUUAAGAGUAUGCCAAAAGUAGAUUAGAGAAACUUCGCUAUAUUCCUGCAGCUCUGUUUAAGUAAAUAUUACUACCUAAAACACAAGUCAGUUUCGGUGCUUAUGAGAAAUGAAACUGUAUUAUACAUCAGGGACGGGGUUGCGGUUUGGUCAAAGCAUAAUAUAAAUAUGCUUUUUGAGUCACAGUCAAUUCAACAAUGAAACAAGUCUUACCUUUUUACUUGCAGCGCAAUGAACUUAACACUUUGUCUCCAACUGUUAUGUUAUUUGGUUUCGAUUACUCAACAUAUGCAAGGUUUGCCAAUUUGAAGAGGACUGCUUUAAACUAAAUAUGCCAUGACCAUAUACAGUAUCUUGUGACCAAAUGCAGAGUUUGGUUGUUAGAGCCGUGAGAUGUUUUCUGUACCUUACACUUUGUAAAUAUUUGCAGCUUCUCUGUUCUUUGAUAUGUUUACCUCUGUUCUGUGGUCUUAUUAACUGUGCCUCAAGUAGCUGAUAGUACAGUUAGUGUUAGUAUCACUGCAGUGAUAAGGGCCGCACAAGGAUUUCUAUCUGUAUUGCAUUUAGUCACUUUGGACAUGACCUGUGACUUAAUAUUUUUAUUUUAUUUUUUACCUGUACACAAUGUCAUCAUUAAAACCAUACCAUACAAA